UAUUGUUGAACUCUUUCAAGUCCGUGUCUAAAUAUUUCUAAACCGAUUAGUAUAAUAUUAUUCACUUUAGACCCAACAAUCAAGGUUCUUAUAGAUUUUUUUGGAUUUUGUUUAAAAUAUCGUAUUGAUUAGAGUUAAAUAUCAUAUAAUAUAUUGCAUAUUAUUUAUCUGAAUUUUCAAUGUAAAAUUUUGUUUGCACUCAUAAUAUUUAUUUAUUUAAAAUUUAAUAAUAAUAAAAAUUAAAUUAAAUAAUCAUGCUUGAUGAUGUGUGCUUUAUGAAAAUUAGAUAUAUAUACAUAUAUAAUAUAGGUACAUAUGCUCUAAAUGGCUAACAUUCAUAUAAAACCAUUAAAAUUAAUAUACUAGUUGUUUUAUUGGAAGUUUAUUCUAUUUUUAUUAAGAUUUUGAAGAAGACUAUAAAAAUCGUAUCAUAUAAAAAUCGUAAAAUAUAAUGUUUGAGUUUAUCUAAUAAAUACAAAAUCAAUAGACAUAAUUUCCAAAAGAACACUUAGGAAAAUGACUAAACAUAAGAACAUAAUUUCCAAAAAGAACACUUCAUAAGUAAAUCUGUACACCAUAUAUUUAUAUUCUUAUUUUCAUUUAUUUUUCUCAAAAAAAAAUCUCAUAUAAAGAACCUUAAUUUAUUUUUUGAGUAAUCUUCCACUAAAAAAAUUUACACUAACUAUACAAAAUAGUGAAUCGUCUAAUUAUGAAAAUGACUAAACAUGUUACAUGCUUUCCCAUGUCACAUUAUGGGAAGCCCACGAGAGAGGCAACUCAUCAAUCAUAGAAUCCAUGACCUUUCUUGUUGAGUGCGUAUUCGACGGCUAGAGCAACAAUGAAACUUCUGUUUUUAUUUUUCUUUUUCUUUGUUUUAGUGCUUCUUUUUAUUUGUUACAGAUUACCCUAGGAAUCUGUCUAGAACACCAUAUCAUAUUACAUUAGUAAUCUGUGAAAAUUAAUAAGAGGCCGAGAGAGUAUUUCCCUAAACAAGCUUCAAUGCCACAUUGGUUUUGCAUCGAACAUUUGUGUAAUAAAUAUGUAUAUAGAUUAUAGAUCAUCGAAUUUGUAUUUUGCUUUGUGUUAAGAAAUAUUCCAUCCGUUUCACAAUAGAUGAAGCUUUGGUUCUUUGCACACAUAUUAAGAAAUUAUUUUUUCUAAACAAAAAAUCAUUGAAAUAUAAUUUAAAACUAGUUUAUUUAAUUAUAAACAAAAAUAAUAAAAAUAUAAUUGGUUACACAGUUUUUGAUAAAGUUAAAGUUACUUAGAUAUGUGAAAACAUCAUCUAUUGUGAAACAAAAACACCUAAAACAUCAUUUAAACGGAGGGAGUAACAUUGUAUAAUUUGAUAUUAUGCUCUGUUUUUCUUCUUAUGCUGUUGUAACUUAUUUGCUAUUUUACAACAAAAUUAUAUACAAAAUUUGAGAGAACGUUUCUUUCUGUCUACCACUUCAUAAAAUGAAAACAUGAUUCAGCAUCUUAUAAGAAUGCAAGAUUGCAAAGUUAUAUAUAUUGAUUGUUAAAAUAGUGCACAGGAAAAUGAAAGAAAAAUACAGUAUAUAGUGUACUGAGAUGUUAUGAGAAAAGAUAAUAAUUUCUACCAACGAUAGAUGAAAGUUAAUCUCUUAAACAAGAUAGUUUAAAAAAUUUAGAAGAAUUUAAGAAUAGAUGAGAUAAAAAUAAAAUUUGAUAACGUUGGGUAAAUUUUAGUUUCGCAACAUGUUGAGUCUUGCGUUGACUACUACCGACGACACAGCACCACAAUUAUCAACAACAGUAGCAAAUCAUUUACUGUGACCCACUUGGAAAAGAAAAAGUUGAAUUCUUUUCGGAAUCAACACGGCAAGUUCCGAAUCCUCAACUAUGUUUUGUUUGGCAACCAAGUAAGUGUCUAAAGUCAAAGGUCAAAAUGAACAACAAGCCAUUCACAAGAUGACACUUCAUCUACUGUCUUCAUUCAAUAAUUAAAAUCGACUAUAUAAUAUAAUAUUAUACCACUAACUGUAUUUUUACUCAAAAGCAAGAAGCAAUAUAUUCGAGACUUUUGCUAAGCGCGGCGUGUAUAUAAAGAUAUCGCAUUGACGUUACAAUGUGAUAUCUCAAACAAUCAUUAUCGUAAAUGGAGAUGGAUUCAAACGAGACUCAACCAACGGUGGUUGUUUCAUCGCCGCCGGGAAGAAUAUCACUCCGGCCAAUGACUCUUUCCGACGUUGACGACUACAUGGUGUGGGCCACAGACGCUGAAGUCGCACGCUUUUGCUCUUGGGAGCCUUGCACGAGCCGAGAAGAAGCCAUCAAAUACAUAACUGAUUCGGUCUUGACACACCCAUGGCUCCGAGCCAUCUGUUUAGAGGACGACCGUCCCAUCGGCUACAUCUUGAUCAUGCCUGUCGAUAACAUCAGGAAAGAGAUCGGUUAUGUGCUAGCGAGAAAGUAUUGGGGAAAAGGGUUCGCUACGGAGGCGGUGAGGCUAGUGACGGCGGAGAUAUUCAAGGAGAUGCCGGAGAUUGAGAGGCUUGAGGCACUAGUGGACGUGGACAACAUGGGAUCCCAAAGGGUUCUUGAAAAAGUUGGGUUUACUAGAGAAGGUGUGAUGAGGAAUUAUAUAAUUAUGAAAGGAAGUGUUAGAGAUAUGGUCAUGUUUAGUUUCUUGCCUUCUGAUCCGUUCAAAUAAUUGAUCAACAAAAAUAUCAGUUCAAAUUAUCUAUAAUGUUGGACUUUUUGUAUGCUUCAUCUGUAAAACAUGAAAUAAACUCUGUUUUUUUU
Messenger RNA from Brassica rapa (field mustard), 2766 nucleotides. RefSeq lists its product as uncharacterized. Gene Ontology annotation, molecular function: acyltransferase activity, transferring groups other than amino-acyl groups. Lineage: Eukaryota; Viridiplantae; Streptophyta; Magnoliopsida; Brassicales; Brassicaceae. The record is from RefSeq and is a predicted model, not a curated record.